CGCGAUAAUAAUUAGGACAACGAGAUUCCUGGUGGGAGUUGUAGUCUUUCUUUCCACUGUCUUCGGGUUUGUCUUUCCAACCUCUAUCUCACACCAACCCCGGACUCCGGAUUGGGAUAUCUGGGUGCCUGGCGGGGUGGGCGGGCCCAUUCUUAAUCUUGGCCGCAGGAGUUUCAUAGUGAUAGGGGGAGGGGGGGAGACACCUUUUUAAUUGCUCCGAGGACUGCUGCCAAAGAGACGCAGUAGUCCCAUUCCCUUUUGGGGGGCGGGAGGAGGCGGUUUAUGUCCGCCAUGUUGGUGAAGGUAAACGUAGGCGACUGGAGCUCCAGGACUGUCGGCUUUGCUGGCUCAAGUCCGCCAUAUUAAUAAAGAGACAGGGAAGGUUGACGCCACCACCCCCACCUCCCAAUACACAAACCCGUUUUUCCCACUCCGCUUCCACGACUCUUCUCGGUGGGCCCGUCCCCUGCCUCGAUUGCCUAGCCUUUGCCCGGAGGAAGCGUAGCAACCAGCGCCUCAGAACAGGCUUAAGACAGCACCGAAUGAGGGGGAAAGGGAAAUGCCGACCAAUUGCGCCGCGGCGGGCUGUGCUACUACCUACAACAAGCACAUUAACAUCAGCUUCCACAGGUUUCCUUUGGAUCCUAAAAGAAGAAAAGAAUGGGUUCGCCUGCUUAGGCGCAAAAAUUUUGUGCCAGGAAAACACACUUUUCUUUGUUCAAAGCACUUUGAAGCCUCCUGUUUUGACUUAACAGGACAAACUCGGCGACUUAAAAUGGAUGCUGUUCCAACCAUUUUUGAUUUUUGUACCCAUUUAAAGUCUAUGAAACUCAAGUCAAGGAAUCUUUUGAAGAAAAACAACAAUUGUACCCCAACAGGACCAUCUAAUUUAAAAUCAAACAUUAGUAGUCAGCAAGUACUACUUGAACAUAGUUAUGCUUUUAGGAAUCCUAUGGAGGCAAAAAAGAGGAUAAUUAAACUGGAAAAAGAAAUAGCAAGCUUAAGAAAGAAAAUGAAAACUUGCUUACAAAAAGAACGCAGAGCAACGCGAAGAUGGAUCAAAGCCACUUGCUUGGUGAAGAAUCUGGAAGCAAAUAACAUAUUACCUAAAGGCACAUCAGAACACAUUUUACCAACUGCCUUAAGCAGUCUUCCUUUGGAAGAUUUCAAGAUUCUUGAACUUGAUCAACAAGAUAAAACAUUACCAAUUCUAUAAAACAUUCCUUUAAGAUUAGCCCACACAGAACUUGAUGCCCAUCCUUCAUUCUAUUCAAAGGUAAAGAUAUUUAAGGAAAUUAUGCCAAAAUUGGGUAUUUAAUAAAGUUCUACAUGAAGUAACAUUAUUACUGUAUAACUUAUGAAGACUAGAUUAUAAAAAAAUGGAAACUUUCUAUGAAACUUAUAUUUGAAAAAGAAUGGAAGUGCCUUACAUGAGAAUUACAUACUUAAAAAUUUUGUUAGAAAGUUGUAUGUUUGCAAGGUGUUUUGCAUUUUUGUCUUUUAAAAACUUUUAAAGAACUGUCUAUGACAAUAUGUUUAAGUUCUAUUAGAAGGAAAUUUGUUUUUCAUGUACCAGUGUUGGGACAUUACAUUCUAAAUAGGAUGCUAAGUAAGAAUUAGCCAACAUUAAAUAUGACUUUAAAACUGCUGGGGUUUGUGUUAAUUGAAUUAUUAUUGGCACUGUGAUUUGGAAAUUUUAUAGGAAAAAAAUCUGAGGUGUACAAGGCAAGUUGUGUUAUUUAAACUUUCUGUAUCUGCUCACAAAAUGUGACAAAAGUCAAGGCAUCCUUCAUGAAAAUAUUAGCUUUUAAGAUAGAUUAUAAAAUAUUUUGAAAAUAAUAUUUUGAAUGUGAAGUACUCUUGAAUCAUCCAAGCAAGGUAAGGUCUCAAGUUUCUCAGACUAGAAAAACUGGUAGCCAGUUAUAUGUUGUGAAAUAACGUAGACAUUGUGACCUAGCUUUUACCUUAAACAAAAAGAUAAAUUUAUACUAAUUUUUUCUCAUAAUAAAAAUAUUACAUUUUCAA
Molecule: messenger RNA, 2025 nt
Organism: Callorhinus ursinus (northern fur seal)
Lineage: Eukaryota; Metazoa; Chordata; Mammalia; Carnivora; Otariidae
Gene: THAP2
Product: THAP domain containing 2
Cellular component (GO): nucleus
Source: RefSeq, a predicted model, not a curated record